Lemur catta (Ring-tailed lemur) is the source of this 2103-nucleotide messenger RNA. It is a transcript of the gene NSL1, whose product is annotated as NSL1 component of MIS12 kinetochore complex. The record is from RefSeq and is a predicted model, not a curated record. Gene Ontology annotation, biological process: mitotic sister chromatid segregation. Gene Ontology annotation, cellular component: kinetochore; MIS12/MIND type complex. The transcript is spliced from 6 exons. NCBI's taxonomy places the organism in Eukaryota, Metazoa, Chordata, Mammalia, Primates, Lemuridae. Bases 31 to 876 code for a protein of 281 amino acids.
GGUCCCCCGGCCACGGUUCAAACUGGAAAAAUGGCUGGGGCUUCUGAGUUGGUGGUCCUUGACCCUCCGUGGGACAGGGAGGGAGUGGCCGGGACGGACAAACAGGCCUUGGUCCCUGUCAUCCCCCGAGAGGACUUUCGGGUGCGCUGCACUUCGAAGCGGGCUGUGACGGAAAUGCUACAACUCUGCGGUAGCUUCGUGCAAAAGCUCGGAGACGCUCUGCCGGAGGAGAUUCGGGAGCCCGCGCUGCGAGAUGCGCAGUGGACUUUUGAAUCAGCUGUGCAAGAGAAUGUCAGCAUUAAUGGACAAGCAUGGCAGGAAGCUUCAGAUAAUUGUUUUAUGGAUUCUGACAUCAAAGUACUUGAAGAUCAGUUUGAUGAAAUCAUAGUAGAUAUAGCCACAAAGCGUAAGCAGUAUCCCAGAAAGAUCCUGGAAUGUGUCAUCAAAACCAUAAAAGCAAAACAAGAAAUUCUGAAGCAGUACCAUCCUAUUGUACAUCCAUUGGACCUGAAAUAUGACCCUGAUCCAGCCUCUCAUAUGGAAAAUUUGAAAUGCAGAGGGGAAACAAUAUCUAAGGAGAUCAGUGAAGCCAUGAAGUCCUUGCCUACAUUAAUUGAACAAGGAGACGGAUUUUCCCAAGUUUUAAAGAUGCAGCCUAUUGUCCAGCUUCAGAGGAUCCACCAAGAAGUCUUUUCCAGUUGUUACAGGAAACCAGAGGCUAAAUCUGAGAGCUUACUUGCACAAAUAGAAACCACACCAACAGAGACUGCUUCCAGGAAAACCUCCAAUGUGGUAUUGAAAAGGAAGCGAACUGAAGACUGCCCCCAAAGAAAAUGGUAUCCCUUGCGGCCAAAGAGAAUUAAUCUUGACACAUAAGCCCUUUUUGUUUAUUUUGGGAGUUGAAAAUAGGCGAUAUCAACAUUUAGAUUAUAGCCUGAUACCUAGACAAGACUUCAUUUAAAACAACAAAUAACUCUUUUACUAGUGAUUGAUUUAUAUAAAUAUAGUAGCUGCAUGCUAGAAUGUGAUAUAUUGUAUUUCUUUCCUCACCAUUUCAUUUAUCUUCAAAGAAAAGCUUUUUUUUUUUUAAGUAUUGGCACAAAGCCCAUCAAUGGGCAUUAAGAAUGCAAACUUUUACUGUUCUUAAAUGCUAUCAACUUUUGGCUGCCUUACAGCUUUUGUGGAAUUUCAUGAGUAACAUAUUCUGUUAGGUUUUCCUGAUAUAUAUCUUUCUUAAAAAAGAAAAAAAGCUGUGUAAUCAUUCUUCAUUUAUGUGCUGGAAAGUAAUCAUCCUCAGUUCUGCACAACAGUAGGUGCAGUAUUUUUUAGAUGCAGUUUGAUUUAUCAAAUUAAUGUGCAGGUGACAAGACUGGCUUUGACUUUGUUACUCUGUGUGUAGCUAAUUUGGAUCUGUGGGAUUAAUUUUUUUUGUUUUUGUUUUAUUUUGUAAGACAUGAAGUUAUUUACGCAAGAAUUACUCUUAGAAAUAAAAAUUGGCAUAUAGCCAAGGUUCCCUUUCCACAAUUUUGUUUUCCAUAGACCUUUUAAUAUAAUUUGUCUUGGAGCUAAUAAAUUCUUUUUAGGAUUUCUCAUUUAUUUCUUUAUAGAUCAUUCUAAUACAAAAUAUAUAUCAGAUUAAUACAUUGGAAAAUUGUCUUUGUGGAACAGAUGCAGUCAUACUAUAAACUCUUUCACAUUUGAGAAUGUUUAUAUAUCAGAUAUCUAAUCAUUGGUAGGAGUCUGAGAAAGCUAUAUUGCCUUUACUUCUAACAUUUAAGUACAGUUUCUUAUAGCUCUUGUUGUGUCUCUUAACUCAUGUUAUACAAUGUAGGCAGGGCCAUCCAACUUAUUGUUUCCCUUUUUGAAGCUUAUAAUGCCUUCAUCCAUUUUCAGAGGAAUUUAUUAAUCAUGAGAUUGGAAAAUCUGUACUUCUUUUGCUCAGUAUGUCUUAAUAAUUGUAACUGUCUAGAUUUAAUAGGUCUGUCUCAGUGAAGCAAACUUACAAAGACCCUCUUGCAUUUGUGUUUUAAUAUUACAAUUUGAGAUCUGUAUAUUUGUACAAAGCACUGUGUUUUUUAUUAAAAUAAUAUACAAAGACUGAAA